Messenger RNA from Bursaphelenchus okinawaensis, 1764 nucleotides. Lineage: Eukaryota; Metazoa; Nematoda; Chromadorea; Rhabditida; Aphelenchoididae. The record is from the annotation of a GenBank genome assembly.
AUGCAGGUAAGUACGCUCUUGUCUUUGUGUUUUUUGUGCAAAAAUAAACUUUUUUUUGGAAUUAAACGUCAACUUUGAGUAAGUAAUAUUGAGUAUUAAUUUGGUCAGAAAGUAAGUGAAAAGUAAAGGGUAACGAAACCUGUGCGUAAAUUACAGUAUUUGAACAAAAAAGCAAGGUAAUGUAGAGAAAACUAAAACUACGUUUUGUUAAACUAUCGGUGUACAAUCACGCUAUAUCUGUAACAUAAUAUGGGUAUUAUGUCAGGGUAAAGAAGAGUACGAUGAUCCGGCCGAAGUGCUUCGUGUGGCCAGAUUGGCCGUCAAGGAAGCCAACAAUCGCGCGAUGCGGCUUCAGAAUGCGACAACACAACAAUUGGUACAACGUGUAAAGGAUCUCAAGUACUGGUCAAGCGAGAUCGACAGGCAAGGCUUAUAUCAACUACCUGAAUGAAUAUAUUAUAUAAUACUAACAAUCAAUUUAAAAACUAUUAGAAAAGUUUUAUAUGUUUGUAAAAUAAGAUACGUUACUUCUAGAGAGCUUCAAGAUCUGAAGGAUGACAAUGAAGACAUCGUACGAUACUUCCGGAAGCUCCAAUCCUGUAUUAUUGUAACUCACGACGCCAUCAAAUGUAACGAAGCUUGCUUUGCCGUCAGAAGGAAGAGAAUCCAUGUAAGUCAAGGGUACUGUAGUGCUUUAAACGUGUAUAACUUAUAAAAUAAGGCACCAGCUUUUUAAAAAUCCGAGUUUCAACAAAAAGUUGUUUAUGCCAAGUCUUUCUCUCAGUUGUGCCACGUCUUUCCUUCUAACUUAUUAUAGGUAAUUUAACACUAAAAUCGUAUAUAAAUUAUUGAUAACACGUGUAAAUCUUUACCAUGAAUAUAGGUAGACAACCACGAUCGUGUAGAUGCGGCUCUGGGCAAAGAAAAGGAUAUUAUCAACGAUUGUGUGAAGCAAAUGAAAGAAUUCAACGGAAUCGUGGAGAAACAACUGGAGAUCAACGAUCGUACGUACUCUACUAUUACGGCAAUGUCAAUAUGCUUUUGUAGUUUGAUGUCUUGAUCUAUUCAUUAUUAUUUAGAAUCCAAGAAUCGAUUGCUUCGUGACUACACAUUGAAACAAGAAGCCGUGAAUCUGGAUCACCGCGCUGCUGCUUUUGGCGCUGACCGUAAGGCUACUCUAAUAUAAACUGUUUUUGAUGGUGGUAUUCUAAAUUAUAAGUUUUUGACAAUGAAAUUGUAACAAAGAUUUAUAUUUUACCUUUAGCUCGCUACGUAGGCAAAAGAGCCGCUCCAGGCGAAGUUGAGUAUCGUGACACAGUACCAUUGCAGCGAAUGAGUGACUACCAAGAAUGGAUCGAGAAUACAGCUGUUAACCUUAACAACUCGUCCAAGGCCAGAGCAAAGUCGAGGAAGAUCGUACAGCGAUUGAUUAAUUCGACCAGAGAAUUCGCUCAAGCGAUGCGACAGGAGGCCAUCAACGUCGAGAACACGCUCAAGGAUUCCAUCAGGAACUGGACUGAGUGGAGGGACUCGUUGCAGGCUCAGGUAAGGACGGUUUGGUCGAAAAGUCGAUAGAAGAAUUAAAAGUAAAGAGGUUUGAAGUACUUUUAUCUUAUUAUAACUAGUACUCGACUAGUUCUCGUACUAUAAUUUCAGUUAAAAGACAAGGACAAAGAAGUAAAAGUAGCCGAUGCUGCCAUAAACGAGAUCCAGUACUCCUUACAAGUUAAUGGCAAUCCAUUACAAGUAAGUUACCAUCCUUAA